GCCAGUUGGUUUCAAUAAGGAAAUUCGCGACAUUGUAUAUGUGGAGUAAAGACUCUCGGACGGGAGACAAGUUUAAGCACUGGGCAUGAACUCACACAGCGGGCCCGGUAGUGGGAGAAGAGGCAAAGGACACCAGUUGCAGUAGAGCUCAUCUGCUUCAUCAGGAUGGGCUGCAGUUGGAGUGGCCAGAAACGAGUAAAAGAUGACAACUUCUACAAAGCAAAACACAAGGCCUCCAAUCACAUUGCACAAAGUGGACACACCUCGGAUAACGACGUGUUUGUGGCACAACAUGACUUCAACGGGACCAACAACAGCGAUCUGCCUUUCAAAAAGGGAGACAAAUUCAAGGUUUUGCAAGAGAACGGAGAAUGGUGGUUGGCUAAAUCGUUAGAGACUGGCGAGGAGGGCUUAAUACCGAGUAAUUAUGUAGCCAGAGCAGACACUCUGGAAGUGGAAAAAUGGUUUUUAAGGGACGUGAACAGAAGACAGACCGAACAACUUCUUUUAGCUCCUGGAAAUAAACCGGGAGCCUUUCUAGUUCGAGAGAGUGAGACCUGUAAAGAAUCCUUCUCGCUGUCAGUCAGAGACUAUCUAACAGAACAAGGAGAUGUGGUAAAACACUACAAGAUCCGCUGUUUGGACAAAGGUGGAUACUACAUCUCUCCCUCCAACACGUUCCCAACCCUGCAGGAACUCGUCAAAUACUACACUCGUACGGCGGACGGCUUGUGCCAGCGGCUCCAGGCCCCCUGUAAGCUGAAGGCGCCUGAGCCGCCGUGGGCACAAGACGAGUGGGAGAUCCCCAGAGACACCUUGAAACUGGUGAAGAAACUGGGGGCCGGGCAGUUUGGAGAAGUGUGGAUGGGUUAUUAUAAGAACACCCAGAAGGUUGCCAUCAAGACGUUGAAGGAGGGCACGAUGGAGCCCGAGGCCUUCCUGCAGGAGGCCAACCUGAUGAAGCAGCUGCAGCAUGAACGACUGGUGCGGCUCCACGCCGUGGUCACCAAGGAGCCCAUUCUUAUUGUCACAGAGUUCAUGGUCAACGGAUGUCUUCUGGACUUCCUGAAAACGUACGAAGGGAAAAAGCUUAAGCUAAAUAAGCUGAUGGACAUGUCCGCUCAGAUAGCUGAAGGCAUGGCGUACAUCGAGAGGAAGAACUACAUACACAGAGACGUGCGUGCAGCCAACAUCCUGGUCAGCGACACCCUGACCUGCAAGGUGGCAGACUUUGGCCUGGCCAGGAUCAUCGAGACAGAAUACACGGCUCAAGAAGGUGCCAAAUUUCCCAUCAAAUGGACGGCUCCAGAAGCCAUCAAUUUUGGCACAUUCACCAUCAAAUCGGAUGUGUGGUCCUUUGGAAUCCUGCUCACAGAGAUAGUCACCUAUGGGAGAAUACCCUACCCGGGAAUGACAAACCCAGAGGUGAUCAGGUGCCUGGACCAGUUGUACAGGAUGCCUUGUCCGGACGGCUGCCCCACGGAGCUCUAUGACAUAAUGCAAAUGUGCUGGAGGCAGCAGCCCGAGGAACGGCCCACUUUUGACUUUCUGCAGAACACUCUCAACGACUACUUCAUCGCCACAGAGGGACAAUAUGAGGUGCAGCCCUGAUGAAGUAAAAGGUUUCCUGUUGAUGAUCAGAAAGAGACAACAACAUGUUCUAAGCAGAGAUGCGAGACCUGAAUGGACAGCGGAUGAGGACCAACUAAACACAAUUCUUUUAAAUCAUAGUUUGUUUGGACAAAGUUUUGGACAUUUAUUUUUACACAUGAAAUGGACACAUAUGUUGUGCGUUCCUUUUGGCUGUCAAAGCUGUUGAUGUAUAGCCGCUCAUAACACCAGAAGCAUUUUAAAAUCACAAGGGAUUUUGAACUGAUCGGGAUGAUGUGCGAUGGUAAAGAGCGUGGGAACAUCAUUUCAGUACCUGAAGUAGAAUGGCCUCUGGACCCGAGGAAGUCCAGUCCGCUCAGGUAAUGUUACAGAUAAAUAAUGUACUUGGUGGAGAAAAAAAGCAGCCUGAGAAUACAUGUACAAUACUUUGCACUUUUUAAAUUUCCUUCAGUCCACCAGCGGAUACAGAAAAAAUGCUUU
Pungitius pungitius (ninespine stickleback) is the source of this 2091-nucleotide messenger RNA. RefSeq names its product BLK proto-oncogene, Src family tyrosine kinase (gene blk). Gene Ontology annotation, biological process: cell surface receptor protein tyrosine kinase signaling pathway; cell differentiation; innate immune response. Gene Ontology annotation, cellular component: extrinsic component of cytoplasmic side of plasma membrane. The record is from RefSeq and is a predicted model, not a curated record. The transcript has 14 exons. NCBI's taxonomy places the organism in Eukaryota, Metazoa, Chordata, Actinopteri, Perciformes, Gasterosteidae. The coding region runs from base 166 to 1611 and encodes 481 amino acids. Gene Ontology annotation, molecular function: signaling receptor binding; ATP binding; non-membrane spanning protein tyrosine kinase activity.